Drosophila eugracilis is the source of this 848-nucleotide messenger RNA. Its product is annotated as succinate dehydrogenase assembly factor 2-A, mitochondrial. Bases 121 to 606 code for a protein of 161 amino acids. The transcript is spliced from 3 exons. The record is from RefSeq and is a predicted model, not a curated record. NCBI's taxonomy places the organism in Eukaryota, Metazoa, Arthropoda, Insecta, Diptera, Drosophilidae. Gene Ontology annotation, cellular component: mitochondrion. Gene Ontology annotation, biological process: mitochondrial respiratory chain complex II assembly; tricarboxylic acid cycle; mitochondrial electron transport, succinate to ubiquinone.
CCACAAAUCAAACAGCCGGCAGUUGUCAAAAUAUUUUGAUUUUUCAAAUUGCCUCGAAUUUUAGUUUAAAUCUAAAAAUAGUAGCCAAAUUUAAAGACUAAAAAACUCAAUAAGCCCAAAAUGUUUCGACAACCAAGGUUGACUAUGGAUAUUUCGCGAUGGAUAUUCAUGCCGUGGAGUCGCUCGGCAUCGAAUAUAGGUAAUCCUCCUCCUCCGCCACUGGCCAGCACUUUUGAGGAUGUUAUUGUGGACUACGAGGAUCCGGACUAUCUUCCAUUGCCAGAGUAUCCUGUACGUCCCAAUGAGCCGUUAAAUAUCCGGAAGCAACGACUGUUGUACCAGUCCCGCAAGCGUGGAAUGCUCGAAAACGAUCUUCUCCUGAGCACCUUUGCCGCCAAGUACCUUCAGAAUUUCAAUGCCGAGCAGACUGCUCUGUACGAUCAGUUGAUUAACGGGGUCAGUAAUGAUUGGGACAUCUACUACUGGGCUACCGAUGUGAAGCCCACGCCGAAAGAGUACGACACGGAGAUCAUGGGGCUGUUGAAGGAGCACGUAAAGAAUGCCGAGCGGGUCUCACGACUUCGCCAGCCGGAUCUCAAUGCUUAGUUUCCCCUGACCUUAUUUCAUUUUAAAUAACUUAGAUGUCUGCACGACUAUAGUUAUGAUCCAGGAGAUCAUUGUUUUUAUUAGAGAAGGAUAAGAAUAUCCCUAAUAUUAAAAAAGGCAAGUCCUUAAGUUUCACUUUUUAAACUACGCAACCAAAAAACUAUAUAGUAAUCCUGAUUUCUAGUCUUAAAACCAUGCAUAUUUAUUAUUAAAAAAGCUUAAAGCCAUAGAACAAUUUUAAA